Molecule: messenger RNA, 834 nt
Organism: Miscanthus lutarioriparius
Lineage: Eukaryota; Viridiplantae; Streptophyta; Magnoliopsida; Poales; Poaceae
Source: the annotation of a GenBank genome assembly
AUGGCGUCCGUCCGGCGGUUCGCCGUGGCCCUGCUCGCCGCCUCCUUCCUCGCCGCAGCAGCGGGAGCCCAGCCGAUGGACCCUAAGAAUCCCAUCUCGUCGGACCCCAACGUGAUCCCCGUAUACCCCCCCACCUACGUGACCUGCUACAACGACACCCAUGGGCAGCAAGGGUUGGAGCCCAGGUGCAACGUCCUCGCGCUCCAGUGCCCUCGCGGCUGCCGGGACACCUGCUACGUCCACUGCCCGUCCUGCAAGCUCGUCUGCCUGUGUGAGCUGACCGGCACGGAGUGCUACGACCCGCGCUUCGUGGGCGGCGACGGCAACAAGUUCCUGUUCCACGGCCGUCGGGACGCCGACUUCUGCCUGCUGUCGGACGCCAACCUGCACAUCAACGCGCACUUCAUCGGCAAGCGCAACAACGCGGGCGUGGCGCGUGACUUCACCUGGGUGCAGGCGCUGGGCAUCCGCUUCGGCGGGCACCGGCUGUACCUCGGCGUCCGGAGGACGGCCACCUGGGACGACGCCGUGGACCGCCUAGCCAUCACCUUCGACGGCGCGCCCGUCCCGCUAGACGCCGUGGCCGGCGCCAGCUGGAGCCCCACGUCGGCGGCGCCCGCGCUGUCCAUCUUCCGCACGGGCCCCGCCAACGGCGUGGUGGUGCGGCUGGACGGGGUGUUCCGGAUCGUGGCCAACGCCGUGCCGGUCACCGAGGAGGACUCGAGGGUCCACGGGUACGGCCAGCUCCCCGAGGAGGACGGCAGCCUCGCGCACCUCAACGUGGCGUUCAAGUUCUAUGCGCUCAGCGCCGACGUGCACGGCGUGCUGGGCUAG